Molecule: messenger RNA, 1706 nt
Organism: Pimephales promelas (fathead minnow)
Lineage: Eukaryota; Metazoa; Chordata; Actinopteri; Cypriniformes; Leuciscidae
Source: RefSeq, a predicted model, not a curated record
AAUCGAAACCUAAGCUCAAGCUGCUGUCGAACCAUUGUAGAGGUCUCUCUAUCUGUGCAAUAAAAUGGCAGAAUCCAGGGUUUCCUUGACUCAAGAUCAGUUCAGCUGUUCAAUUUGUCUGGAUCUACUGAAGGAACCAGUAACCAUUCACUGUGGACACAGUUACUGUAUGAACUGUAUCACGGGCUGCUGGGAUCAGGACGAUCAGAAGGGAGUCUACAGCUGCCCUCAGUGCAGACAGACCUUCACUACAAGACCUGUUUUAGGGAAAAACACCAUGCUGGCUGAAGUGGUGGAGAAACUCAAGAAGACAAAACUACAAGCUCGUCCUGCUCAGUGUUACACUGAAUCUGGAGAUGUGGAGUGUGACGUCUGUACUGGAGACAAAAACAAAGCCAUCAAGUCCUGUCUGGUGUGUCUGAACUCUUACUGUCAAAAUCAUCUGGAACAACAUGAGAUUUUCUUCAAAAGUAAGAGACACAAUCUAAUGGACGCCACUGGACGACUUCAGGAGAUGAUCUGCCCUCAACAUGACAAACUGCUGGAGAUUUUUUGUCGUGCAGAUCAACACUGUAUAUGUUACUUGUGUACAAUGGAUGAACACAAAAACCACGACACUGUUUCAGCUGCAGCAGAGAGGACUGACAAACAGAGACAGUUGGAGGAAACCCAGAGAAAAUUCCAGCAGAGAAUCGAGGAGAAACUGAAGGAGCUUGAGAAGCUGAGAGAGGCUGUAGAGACUCACAAGCGCUCUGCACAGGCAGCAGUGGAGGAGAGUGAGAGCAUCUUUACUGAGCUGAUCCGCUCCAUUGAGAGAAGCCGUUCUGAGGUGACACAGCUGAUCAGAGAACAGGAAAAGACUGCAGUGAGACGAGCUGAAGAACGACUGGAGCAACUGGAGAAGGAGAUCAAGGAUAUGAGGAGGAGAGACGCUGAGAUGGAGCAGCUUUCACACACAGAUGAUCACAUUCAAUUCAUCCAGAGUUUCCAGUCUCUCUCAGUCUCUCCUGGAUCUACAGACUCACCCAGCAUCACAGUCUGUUCACGUCUCACUUUUGAUGAUGUUGGUAAAUCUGUGUCUCAUCUGAGAGAGAAACUGGAGCGUUUCUGCAGAGAGGAAACAGAAAAGAUAUCUGGCAGAGUGAGAAACAUUAACAUCAUUCCCACCCCUGAACCCAAGACCCAUGAGGAGUUUCUCCAAUAUUCCCGUCCGCUCUCUUUGGAUUCAAUUUCAAACGCAGGGAACACAAGCCUGGCACUGCCUGAAAGGAGCAGAAAUGUUAACUCUGUAAGACUCGAUAAUAGAAAAAGAAUGACAAAAAAAAAAUAUUCAAUUUUGGCUUAUGGAUCAAUGAAAAUAGUUGUAAGAAUUAGGAUUAAUUUACAUUUAAAUUUUUUAUACUUGAACAUACUCUAUGUGAUCCAUUCCACUGAAGUCUAGGGCUGGGACAGUUACCGCAGCAUUACCACAAUGCCGCGGUCUGAGCUCACCACCGUCAUCACCACAAAAACAUUGGCCUGCCCAUGUGUGCACGUUGUGUCUAACGACAUGGACUCAUUGAUUCGGGAACACUUUACAAUAAGGUUCAUUAGUUAACAUUAGUUAACUACAUUAGUUAACAUGUACAAAGAAUGAAUAAUACUUCUUCAGAAUUUAUUAAUCUUAGUUAAUAUUAAUUCCAACAUUUACUAAUACGUUAUUAAAA